This is a messenger RNA of Drosophila takahashii, 345 nucleotides long. RefSeq names its product lipopolysaccharide-induced tumor necrosis factor-alpha factor homolog. NCBI's taxonomy places the organism in Eukaryota, Metazoa, Arthropoda, Insecta, Diptera, Drosophilidae. The record is from RefSeq and is a predicted model, not a curated record. Gene Ontology annotation, molecular function: zinc ion binding.
AUGUCAAAUGUUCUAGGAAAUGUUCCAUCUAUGGCCACGUGCCCGAGUUGCGGUGAGCGUAGGCAAACGAGGGUCGAGUUUGAGCCAAGUACCAAGACUCAUUUGCUGGCCCUUCUAAUCUGCAUGAUUGGUGGUAUUUGCUGUUGCUGCAUCCCAUACUGCAAGGACUCCUGCCAGUCGGCCAAACACACCUGCAGUAGUUGUGGAGCCUACGUGGGAACAUUCAAGAACUAGGAGUCCAAUCCUAAAAACAAAGAUCGACCAAAAGUUUUAUAUUUCAUCGUCAAAAACUAUGAAAAUAACUAUAUUCAGUAUACACAAGAAUAAAUAAAACCUUAUUAAAAA